AUGGUCCCCUCUCCGACGCAGACGCCUCUCCAGUCGCCUCUGGCGCUCUUGCUCCACGCCUCGGCUUCCUCCGGCCCCAGCCCCGGGCCGGGCACCAGCUCCACCACCGCCGAGGAAACCUCCCCUCCCCCCCCUACCGAGAGCAGCCCCUGGCCCCCCAACGGCUCGUGGCCGGUGGGCCGUGGCCGGAGUCUGGGGAGCGGGGAGGGGGUGAGCCCCUGGGACAUCGCGCUGUGCGCAGCGGGCUCGGUGGUGGCCUGCCAGAACGCCCUGUUGCUGGCCGUGCUCUGCUGCACCCGCAGCCUUCGGGCUCCCACUUUUCUGCUUAUAGGGAGCCUCGCCCUGGCCGACUUCCUGGCCGGCGCCGGCCUGGUGGCCAACUUCGUGGUGAGAAGCGUGAUGGAUCCGGUGAGCGACGCGGCGGUGCUGGGUUUGGCCGGCGUCCUGCUGACCGCCUUUUCGGCCUCCGCUUGCAGUCUGCUGGCCAUCACGGUGGACCGCUACCUGUCCUUGUACAGCGCUCUCACGUACCAGGCCGAACGCACCCUGCCCUUCACCUGCGGCUUCCUGGCGGCUCUCUGGCUCACCUGUCUCGGCCUCGGCUCUCUUCCCCCUCUAGGCUGGCACUGCCUGGACGACCCGGACACCUGCAGCGUCCUGAAGCCCCUGACCAAAGAUCAGGCGGCCGGGCUGUCCGUGUCCUACCUGUUCCUCUUCUCUUUUAUCCUCCAUCUCUACCUGCAGAUCUGCCGGGUCGCCUUCCGCCACGCGCAGCAGAUCGCCGUCCAGCGCCACAUCGUCAACCACGCGGGCUCUCCCAUGCAGUCCAUCUUCUGCCUGGUGGCCGGCACCCGCAAGGGCGUGUCCACCCUCUCGCUGAUCCUGGCCACCUUCGCCUUCUGCUGGGUGCCCUUGGCCAUCUACGCCCUGGUAGCCGACCCUUCCUACCCCCAGGUCUACACCUACUACUUGGCGCUGCCAGCCGCCUGCCACUCGGCCGUUAACCCGGUGGUCUACGGCUUCCGCAACCCCGAGAUCCAGCGGUCUCUGUCGGUUGCCUAUACCACCUACCUGCGCCCCCUCCUCACUCGCCUUCGGGCCGCCAUCGGCCACGUGUGAGGCUCAGGGCAAAGGAGUGGGGCGAAGGUCCGGGAGGAGAGGCUGAGGAGUGUCGAGGGGGUGGAGGAGGAGGAGGAAGGGAUGAGGUCAGGGCUUCUCGGCUGAGAGGUCCCGGGACAGAGGGGGGGGCGAGGAACCCCAAAGGCAGAGGGUCUGCGGAAGCGCAGAGGAAAGUGGGGAGAAGUGGAGUGAGACACCCUUCUGGGCUACAGCUGCCCCUUCGUGAUGACAUCAGUCUCUGGCCUUUCGCCCCCUUACCUUGCUGCCUCCCUCCCGGGGUGCAAGGUCUCCCCCCCCCAACGCAGCUCCAUGCUUUUACCCGCUCCAACUCGAGCGGUUUCACGCUGGCUUCUCUGUGCGCAUUUGUGCGUGUUUGUGCGUGUCUGUGCCUGUGUCGGUGGAAGUAGGAGCACUAGCCCCAGAUUCUUCAACUCGAGGCGGGGGGGCUUGCCGAAGUGUCCCCUCAACCUUCCAAGGAACCCUAGGCUUGGAAGAGGGAAAGAACAGGAUCCCCUGGGGAAAAUGAGGGUUGGGUUCCUCAACUGGAAAUGGGGGAUGCUUCUCCCUUGCUGCCCCCCCUCUCUCUCUCCCUCCCCCUCAGUUCCUAUUCCCCACUUGCCUUCCCCAAUUCCAAAUGGGCAUUCUGCCCCCUCAGCACCUCUGGAGCGCUGUUUCAGCACCAGCAAGCAUGAGAGCUCCCGGCUGGGAGAAGUCUUGAGUUCUGCAAAAGCAAGUUACCUGGGGAGGUUUGCAGGCUUGCUUCCUCCCUCUCAAGAAGGGUAUAACGUCAUGGAAGAACUGAAAGAAAGGGCAAAAAAGACUUUUGCGUCGUUUAGUUGUCAUUCCAGAGAUGGCUGGCUCCCCUAACUCCCCAUCUUUGUAGAGUUUGCAAUGUACUUUGGAAGAUCCUCUCCUUCCUGGCAAAGAGAAGCGGGGUGAUCGUUUUAGAAGCCCAAGGCCCAUCCCACCCUCGAGGUUCAGAAGGAGCUACCCCCCCCACACUGACACUCCCCAAGAAAGUAUUAGGAUCCCACUGGGGAGGAGGGGUGGGAAUUGGGGUAUUUACAGGAUGUGACUGUGGGAGCCAGGAAGGGAUGGAGGAGAGUGCAAGAAUGGAUGUUUAGAACUCUCAAUAAGCCCUUCUUCCCCUGCUAUCUCCACCUGUGUAUCUUGCAAUGUGUCUAUAGUAAAUUUUUAAGGAGCCUUGGAUCGCUUGCUCUCCCAUCUUGCGCCAGGUUAUGGUGCAAAAUAAAGUCUGUUA
This is a messenger RNA of Sarcophilus harrisii (Tasmanian devil), 2380 nucleotides long. RefSeq names its product G-protein coupled receptor 12-like. Gene Ontology annotation, biological process: G protein-coupled receptor signaling pathway. The transcript has a single exon. Gene Ontology annotation, molecular function: G protein-coupled receptor activity. The record is from RefSeq and is a predicted model, not a curated record. Lineage: Eukaryota; Metazoa; Chordata; Mammalia; Dasyuromorphia; Dasyuridae. Bases 1 to 1119 code for a protein of 372 amino acids. Gene Ontology annotation, cellular component: membrane.